Molecule: messenger RNA, 2540 nt
Organism: Apus apus (common swift)
Lineage: Eukaryota; Metazoa; Chordata; Aves; Apodiformes; Apodidae
Gene: BTK
Product: Bruton tyrosine kinase
Exons: 20
Coding region: 237-2213 (658 amino acids)
Biological process (GO): B cell receptor signaling pathway; adaptive immune response; peptidyl-tyrosine autophosphorylation
Molecular function (GO): non-membrane spanning protein tyrosine kinase activity; ATP binding; protein binding
Source: RefSeq, a predicted model, not a curated record
CGGCCCCGUCCUUCCUCCCUGCCUCCCCGCUGCCGCAGCCGACCCCAGGGCUGGGCUGCUCGGGGCGGCGGGCGCGGCGGGACCCCGGCUGCCGGGGCGGCGGCGGGAGGGCUCGAUCUGUCCCAGCAGACACGGUGAGGACGUGUCCCAUCUGGCCGGAGCUGCUUGUGGUGACCCAGCUACUGGGACAGAAGCAACGCAUCGACCGCAGCACGGGGGAGGCUGUGGGGGCUAACAUGGCCAGUGUCAUCCUGGAGAGCAUCUUCUUGAAGCGCUCGCAGCAAAAGAAGAAAACAUCUCCUCUCAACUUCAAGAAGCGCCUGUUCCUGUUGACAGAGAGCAAGCUGUCCUACUAUGAGUAUGACUUUGAGCGGGGGCGCCGGGGUAGUAAGAAGGGCUCAGUGGACAUAGAAAAGAUCACCUGUGUGGAGACAGUGGUGCCUGAACACAACCCUCCUCCUGAGCGGCAGGUCCUGAGGAAAGGAGAGGACUGCAACAAUAUGGAGCAGAUCUCAAUCAUUGAACGGUUCCCCUACCCCUUCCAGGUGGUGUAUGACGAAGGGCCCCUCUACGUCUUCUCCCCGACGGAGGAGCUGCGCAAACGCUGGAUCCAUCAGCUGAAGAGUGUGAUCCGGUACAACAGCGACCUGGUACAGAAGUAUCACCCCUGCUUCUGGAUCGAUGGCCAGUACCUGUGCUGCUCUCAGACAGCCAAGAACGCCAUGGGCUGCCAGAUCCUCGAGAGCAGGAAUGGCAGUUUAAAAGCUGGGCGGUCGCAUCGCAAGACAAAGAAGCCUCUUCCCCCCACUCCUGAGGAGGAUCAGAUGGUGAUGAAGCCCCUGCCCCCUGAACCAGCCCCCAGCACAGCAAGUGAGAUGAAGAAGGUGGUGGCCCUCUACGACUACCUGCCAAUGAACGCACAGGACCUGCAGCUGCAGAAGGGUGAGGAGUACUUCAUCCUGGAGGAAAGCCACCUGCCCUGGUGGAAAGCCCGUGACAAGAAUGGGCGGGAAGGAUACAUCCCCAGCAACUAUGUCACUGAAACCAGCAAUUCCCUGGAGAUCUUUGAGUGGUACUCGAAGAAUAUCACUCGGAGCCAAGCAGAGCAACUGCUGAAACAGGAGGGCAAAGAAGGGGGUUUCAUUGUCCGGGACUCCACCAGCAAGACAGGAAAAUACACUGUCUCUGUCUAUGCUAAGUCCUCUGUAGACACCCAAGGCACCAUCCGCCACUACGUUGUGUGCUGCACCCCCCAGAACCAGUAUUACCUGGCAGAAAAGCACCUCUUCAACACCAUCCCAGAGCUCAUCACCUACCAUCAGCACAACUCUGCUGGGCUUAUAUCCAGACUGAAGUACCCUGUGUCUCAACACAAGAAAAGUGCUCCCUCCACAGCUGGCCUUGGCUAUGGGUCGUGGGAGAUUGACCCAAAGGAUCUAACCUUCCUGAAGGAACUGGGGACGGGGCAGUUUGGCGUGGUGAAGUAUGGGAAAUGGAGAGGCCAGUACAACGUGGCCAUCAAGAUGAUCAGGGAGGGCUCCAUGUCAGAGGAUGAGUUUAUCGAUGAAGCCAAAGUCAUGAUGAACCUGUCUCAUGAGAAGCUGGUGCAGCUCUAUGGGGUCUGCACCAAGCAGCGUCCCAUCUUCAUCAUCACUGAGUACAUGGCCAAUGGCUGCCUCCUGAACUUCCUGAGGGAACCUCGGCGGCGGUUCCAGCCUGCUGAGCUGCUGGAGAUGUGCAAGGAUGUUUGUGAAGCUAUGGAAUACCUGGAAUCCAAGCAGUUCCUGCACAGAGACCUGGCUGCUCGCAACUGCUUGGUGAAUGAACAAGGAAUAGUCAAAGUAUCAGAUUUUGGCCUUUCCAGGUACGUUCUAGAUGAUGAGUAUACGAGCUCUUUGGGCUCCAAGUUCCCAGUGAGGUGGUCUCCCCCUGAAGUGCUUCUGUACAGCAAGUUCAGCAGCAAGUCUGAUGUCUGGGCUUUUGGCGUUCUGAUGUGGGAAGUUUACUCUCUGGGAAAAAUGCCUUACGAGCGGUUUAAUAACAGUGAGACAACGGAGCACGUCAUCCAGGGCCUGCGGCUCUACCGCCCACAGCAGGCCUCGGAGCGGGUCUACGCCAUCAUGUACAGCUGCUGGCAUGAGAAGGCUGAGGAGCGCCCCAGCUUCACCGCGCUGCUGGGCAGCAUCCUGGACAUCACGGAUGACGAGCCCUGACCCCGCGCUGGGCCCGCCCGGCCCGCUCACCCUGCCUGGCGCUGGCGGCUGGUUCGACGGGGCUGGUUCGACGGGGCUGGUGCUGCCUGCCCGCCCGCCCGCCGGGACGGACCUGCGCACCGGACGGGACCUGCGCACCGGACGGGACCGCAGCACCGCUGUGGCGGACACGGCGCGGCCCCCCGACCCCCGGCAAGCUGGAGCCGCAGGGACCCUCACGCCCACCACCCAUCAGCGGCAGGGCCGUGACAGCCACGGACAGAGGCGGGGCCCGCGGUGGCCCCGGUGCCGGCAGCCCCGCGGGGCCGGGCACAAUAAAGGGCAGCG